GGUGGACCGAUCAUCCACGUAAUAGAGAGAACUUGGUACGACAGGACAAAUUGAGAAGCGACGUGAGCCAUGACGACAUCUUAUUUAAUUUAUUCACGUUCAAUUCGUCCGCUUCAUCGUACUCGGCCUCGCCCUGUCGUUUAUAAAGCAUCUAAUCAAUCCAUGUCAACUACCAUCACUACAUUCCCACGUAGCUCUGCUCUGCAUCUCUGGUCUGUAUCUUGAACAGAGAGACGCAGAGAAAAUGGAGUAUAAAUAGAUGGGUCUCUCCCAUUUCUGCGCGUCUUUCAUGGGUUCAUCUCAAAAUGUGUAACUGGUUCGAGUAAUUAUAAGAGUACGUGUGUUCGAUGCUUUGUUUGUUUCCCGAGAAAGAGAGGGAUUUUUUGUGGGUGGUUUGCGUUUUGUUUUUCUUUAAAUGGUCGUUUUCGUUUCAUAGUUUUUUUUUUUAAAGAACGUAUGUUGUAAUUGAGUAUUGACUUGUCAAGUUGAGAAUUUUCUUCUGGCUUCUGCUUCUUUUUUUUUUUUAAUUUGUUUUUAAACUUUGUGUGAUGUCCUUUUUUCCCCUUCUGCAACGAUGGAAUGUUUUCUUCUUGUCGUUUCUGCUUUUUUUUUUUUGGCACGAUGCCAACCAACAUUGGCCUUGUACUUCCCUAAAUGGAUUCUUCUGCUUUUUCCGAUUUUAUUUAAUUGAAUGAAAUGAGCAGUUGGUGACCCAAUUCUCAGUUUGUUAUCUCAAUCUCUCCAGCUCUUCUUUUUUGUUAGUUUAGUCUUGUUUUCCAACUGUUCGAGAGAAGAUCUACUUGAGGAUUUUGGCCAAUCAAGUACUACAUGGUUUGAGGUGCAAGAAAAAAGGAAAAUAAUGGAGGGUUUGUGGUCCAUUUUCUGUGGAGACUCUGGUUGUUCAUAUAGUGGUAGGAAGCCGUGCAGUUCGGCUUCUGUAUUCUUUACUCAUCCAUCUUCAUGUGUUAAUCAUGCGUUGAUUAUUUGUUUUGAUUUUCUGCUCCUAGUCCUGCUUUUAUUAAGCAUGGUUAAAAAGUCAUCAACAAUAAUAUUACAUGUUCCUGCCCGAUUAGACCGCCUUCUGGCUUUGCAGAUUGUUUCUACUAUCCUUAAUGGUCUUCUUGGAUUAGCCUACUUAUGCUUAGGAAUUUUUGUUUUAGAGGAGAGGUUGAGAAAAACUCAGAGUGUUUUGCCAUUGAAUCGGUGGUUGCUACUGCUUUUCCAAGGAUUCACAUGGUUGUUAGUUGCUCUAACUGUCAGCCUUAGAGGAACGAAACUUCAGAGAACACCAUUGCGGCUACUGUCAAUUCUUGCCUUCUUGUAUGCAGGAGUUGUCUGCACUCUGUCUCUCUUUGCUGUUGUCCUAGAUAAACAUAUGUCGAUUAAGAUAGUGUUAGAUGUUGUGUCGUUACCCGGGGCAAUACUGUUGAUUCUAUGUGCUUAUAAGGGGUAUAAGUAUGAAGAGAUUGAUGAAGUUCUUGGAGAAAGAGACCUGUACACUCCCUUGAAUGGCAAGUCUAAUGACAUCAAGGAAAACGAUGCUAUUUGCCAAAGAGUUACUCCAUUUUCCGAAGCUGGGUUUUUUAAUAAAGUUUCUUUCUGGUGGUUGAAUCCAUUGAUGAAGAUGGGAAAACAGAAAACUCUAGAGGAAGAAGAUAUUCCCAGGUUGAGGGAAGCAGACAAUGCUGAGAUGUGUCAUUUGUUGUUCAUGGAAAAGUUAAACAAACAAAAACAAGCAGAACCAUCUUCCCAACCAUCAAUAUUGAAGACAAUCAUACUAUGUCAUUGGAGAGAGAUUUUAAUUUCUGGGUUUUUUGCUUUGGUAAAGAUCCUAACUGUCUCGGCUGGUCCUUUGUUUCUUAAUGCCUUUAUUUUGGCUACAGAGGGACAUGAAAGUUUCAAAUAUGAAGGUUACAUUUUGGUAGUAGCACUUCUUUUCUCCAAGUCCUUAGAAUCCUUAUCACAAAGACAGUGGUACUUUCGGAGUAGGCUAAUUGGUUUGAAAGUGAGGUCUUUGCUCACGGCAGCCAUUUACAAGAAGCAGCUGAGUUUAUCAAAUGCCGGUAGGCUGAUGCACUCGAGUGGUGAAAUAAUGAAUUAUGUCACAGUUGAUGCUUACAGGAUUGGAGAGUUUCCUUUCUGGUUCCAUCAGACAUGGACAACAAGCCUCCAGCUAUGCAUAGCACUAGUUAUCCUCUUUCGUGCAGUGGGAGUAGCAACUUUCGCUGCCUUGGUGGUUAUAAUCCUCACAGUUCUAUGCAAUACUCCUCUUGCAAAGUUGCAGCAUAAGUUUCAAACUAGCCUUAUGGUUGCACAAGAUGAGAGACUGAAGGCUAGUACAGAGGCUCUUGUGAGUAUGAAGGUGUUGAAAUUGUAUGCAUGGGAAACACAUUUCAAGAAUGUUAUAGAAUCUUUAAGGAAGGUGGAGUACAAAUGGUUAUCAGCGGUGCAGUUGAGGAAAGCUUAUAACGGUUUCCUGUUCUGGUCAUCCCCGGUUUUGGUCUCUGCAGCUACAUUUGGAGCGUGUUACUUCUUAAAUAUCCCUCUAUAUGCUAGUAAUGUUUUCACUUUCGUGGCAACAUUGCGUCUAGUUCAGGAUCCCGUUAGAGCUAUACCUGAUGUUAUUGGAGUGGUGAUUCAAGCAAAUGUUGCAUUUGCACGGAUUGUCAAAUUUCUUGAGGCACCAGAACUUCGGAGUUCAACUGUUCGGCAAAAGCACAACUUGGAGAGCACCAACCGUGCAAUUUUUGUAAGAUCUGCCAGUUUUUCAUGGGAAGAGAAUUCUUCAAAGCCAACACUUGAAGGCAUAAGUUUAGAGGUUAGGCCUGGAGAAAAAGUGGCAAUAUGUGGAGAAGUUGGUUCAGGCAAAUCAACCCUUUUAGCAGCAAUUCUUGGAGAAGUUCCAAAUAUACACGGAACUAUUCAGGUUUAUGGGAAAAUUGCUUACGUUUCUCAAACAGCAUGGAUUCAGACAGGAACUAUACAAGAAAACAUUCUAUUUGGGUCUGCUAUGGAUAGAAAAAGAUACCAAGAAACAAUUGAGAGAUGUUCAUUGGUAAAGGAUCUGGAGUUGUUUCCUUAUGGUGAUCAGACUGAGAUUGGUGAAAGAGGAGUUAAUUUGAGUGGUGGGCAGAAGCAGCGAAUUCAGCUUGCUCGUGCUCUCUAUCAGGACGCUGAUAUCUAUCUCUUGGAUGAUCCUUUUAGUGCUGUUGAUGCCCAUACAGCAACAAGUUUAUUUAAUGAAUAUGUUAUGGAAGCACUUUCUAGGAAGGCAGUGUUACUUGUGACCCACCAAGUAGAUUUCUUGCCUGCAUUUGAUUCUGUUUUGUUGAUGUCAGAUGGAAGAAUCCUUCAAGCUGCACCUUAUCAUCAGUUACUGGCUACAAGCCAAGAAUUUCAAAAACUUGUCAAUGCACACAAAGAAACAGCUGGUUCUGAAAGAGUUGCUGAGGUUAGCAAGACCCAGAAACAUGAAACAUGUGCUAGGGAAAUCAAGAGGACUUAUGUAGAGAAUAAAUUCAAAACAUCCAAAGGUGAGCAAUUGAUCAAGAGAGAAGAGCGAGAGAUAGGAGACAGUGGGAUUAAGCCAUUUAGACAGUAUCUUGGUCAGGACAAAGGGUUUUUGUUCCUAUCCAUUGCUUGUCUGGCUCAUAUUAUGUUUGUGAGUUGUCAGAUAGCACAGAACUCGUGGAUGGCAGCUAAUGUUGACAAUCCUCAUGUCAGCACACUACGUCUCGUGGUCGUUUAUCUGUUGAUUGGAGUUAGCUCAACAGUUGUUUUGCUAAUUAGAUCUCUUUUUAUUGUCAUUAUGGGUAUGAGAUCAUCAAAAUCUUUAUUUUCACAGCUGCUAAACUCUCUUUUCCGAGCUCCAAUGUCUUUCUAUGACUCCACACCUCUAGGAAGAAUACUUAGUAGGGUGUCUUCUGAUCUUAGCAUAGUCGAUCUUGAUGUGCCAUUCACUUUAAUGUUUGCUCUUGUGGCUACCAUAAACGCUUACUCUAAUCUUGGAGUACUGGGGUUUGUCACUUGGCAAGUCCUGUUCAUCUCCAUUCCAAUGAUCUAUUUGGCACUUCGCUUACAGAGGUAUUAUUACGCGACAGCGAAGGAGUUGAUGCGGAUAAAUGGCACAACCAAGUCGCUGGUGGCAAAUCAUCUAGCUGAAUCUAUAGCUGGAGCCAUGACAAUUAGAGCUUUCGAGGAGGAAGAGCGAUUCUUUGCAAAGAAUCUUGACCUCAUUGACACUAAUGCUAGUCCUUUCUUCCACAGUUUUGCAGCCAAUGAAUGGUUGAUACAAAGACUAGAAACCAUCAAUGCCAUUGUUCUUUCCUCUGCAGCAUUCUGCAUGGUCUUACUCCCUCCUGGAACUUUUAGCUCUGGAUUUAUUGGAAUGGCUUUUUCCUACGGUCUUUCCUUAAAUGUCUCCCUUGUAUUUUCGAUUCAAAACCAAUGCACUCUAGCAAAUUACAUCAUCUCAGUUGAAAGACUAAACCAAUACAUGCAUAUACCAAGUGAAGCACCUGAAGUUAUAGAAGAGAACCGGCCUCCAAGCAACUGGCCAGCUGUUGGGAAAGUGGAGAUAUCCAAUUUACAGAUCAGAUAUCGGCCUGAAGCGCCACUGGUUCUUCGAGGAAUAAGCUGCACCAUCCAAGGAGGACAUAAAAUUGGUAUUGUUGGCAGAACAGGCAGCGGAAAAACCACUCUCAUCGGUGCUUUGUUUCGUCUGGUGGAACCAGCUGGAGGAAAGAUUGUGGUAGAUGACAUUGACAUCUCUAGAAUUGGACUUCAAGAUUUGAGAUCAAGAUUUGGGAUUAUUCCUCAGGAUCCUACUCUCUUUAAUGGGACUGUUAGAUAUAAUCUAGAUCCUUUAUCUCAACAUACAGACCAAGAAAUAUGGGAGGUACUGAGGAAGUGUCAGCUUGGAGAGACUGUCCAAGAAAAAGAAGGAUUGGAUUCUUUAGUUGUGGAGGACGGAUCAAACUGGAGCAUGGGUCAACGACAAUUGUUCUGUUUGGGACGCGCUCUUCUACGAAGAAGCCGUAUAUUGGUUCUCGAUGAAGCAACUGCGUCGAUUGACAAUACAACAGAUAUGAUUCUACAAAGAACUAUUCGGAGCGAAUUUGCAGAUUGCACUGUAAUCACAGUGGCUCAUAGAAUUCCUACGGUGAUGGAUUGCACCAUGGUGCUCGCUAUUAGUGAUGGUAAACUUGUGGAGUAUGAUGAGCCAAUGGAGCUAAUGAAGAGGGAAGGUUCACUUUUUGGGCAGCUAGUGAAGGAGUACUGGUCUCAUUACCACUCUGCAGAUCUACAUUGAAGCUUUAGGAAUCAUUUUUCUCCACUGUAAAUUAAAUUUUGUUAAAUAAAUAAUUCACUAAUGAGUUAAAAGUACUAUUUCUUACACUAAUAUUGCACAUUAUUAAAUUCUAAUAGGUGACCAACUAUAUUUCAUAUCAA
Carica papaya (papaya) is the source of this 5451-nucleotide messenger RNA. It is a transcript of the gene ABCC10, whose product is annotated as multidrug resistance-associated protein 14. Gene Ontology annotation, cellular component: membrane. The record is from RefSeq and is a predicted model, not a curated record. Gene Ontology annotation, biological process: transmembrane transport. Gene Ontology annotation, molecular function: ATP binding; ABC-type transporter activity; ATP hydrolysis activity. Lineage: Eukaryota; Viridiplantae; Streptophyta; Magnoliopsida; Brassicales; Caricaceae.